This is a messenger RNA of Sphenostylis stenocarpa, 759 nucleotides long. The record is from the annotation of a GenBank genome assembly. Lineage: Eukaryota; Viridiplantae; Streptophyta; Magnoliopsida; Fabales; Fabaceae.
AUGAAAUAUCAUCUUUACUUUUCCAGGGAGGAAGCAGCCAUUAGAGAACUUGUAGGUGUUACUAAAGACACUAGAAGUGGUGGUCCUUUAGAAGGAUCACAUGUUCACAUUGCUCACUUGUCUGAUUCAAGUGUUUCCUUAGACCUUAUUAAGGAAGCAAAAAGUGGCGGUGACAGCAUAAGCGUUGAGACUUGUCCCCAUUACUUAGCUUUCUCUUCUGAAGAGAUACCAAAUGGAGAUACUCGUUUUAAGUGUUCCCCGCCUAUUCGUGAUGCAUACAACAAAGACAAAUUAUGGAAGGCUGUAUUGGAGGGACACAUUGACCUGUUAAGUUCUGAUCAUUCACCAACCGUGCCUCAACUCAAGCUUCUUGAGGAGGGUAACUUCUUGAAGGCUUGGGGGGGCAUAUCAUCUUUGCAGUUUGAUCUUCCAGUGACGUGGUCAUAUGGGAAGAAACAUGGACUAACUCUGGAACAGUUGUCGCUAUUGUGGAGCAAGAAACCUGCAAAGUUUGCAGGGAUAAAAUCAAAGGGGUCCAUUGCUGUUGGAAACCAUGCUGAUAUUGUAGUUUGGAAACCAGAAGUGGAGUUUGAGCUGAAUGAAGAUUAUCCUGUUUUCCUUAAACAUCCUGAACUCUCUGCUUAUAUGGGAAGAAGGUUAUCCGGGAAAGUUUUGGAGACUUUUGUGAGAGGAAACCUUGUGUUUAAGCAAGGAAAGCAUGCUCCAGCAGCCUGUGGUGUUCCAAUUCUAGCCAAAUGA